This is a messenger RNA of Cercocebus atys (sooty mangabey), 8102 nucleotides long. RefSeq names its product mesoderm development candidate 1 (gene TLNRD1). The coding region runs from base 4772 to 5860 and encodes 362 amino acids. The record is from RefSeq and is a predicted model, not a curated record. The transcript has a single exon. Gene Ontology annotation, molecular function: actin binding. Lineage: Eukaryota; Metazoa; Chordata; Mammalia; Primates; Cercopithecidae.
AAUGGUGGUUGCCAGGGACUGGAGGAAGGGGGAGUGGGGAGCAGUCACUUAAUGGGUAUAGAGUUUCAGUUGGGGAAGAUGAAACAUUUCUGGAGAUAGAGGAUGGUGAUGGUUGCACAAUAAUGUACUUAACAAUGGGUAAGAUGAUUUUGUUAUUUUACCACGAUUUUAAACAUAAAAACAAAACAGAGUGCCCAUAAUGUUCUCUUGUACCAAGUGGUGGAUGCACCUUCUAAAACAGGUAAGAGAGGAGGUAAAAGAUGUUUCCCCAAUCCUGCCUGUCUCAGCCUGUCAGUUCCACUUGUCCUGCCCAAAUCCUCAGUUCUCUUUGUACCGUGUUCACUUACUUUUCAUCAAAUGCCUAUUCAGUGUAGGCCUUGAGCCAGUACUGAGAGUGCAUUCUCUAGGGGCCAGGCCAUUUACCAGCUCUCUCUCAUCCACUCCAUUUACCUUCCUCCAGCCAAUCCCCAGUCCACACAUUUUCUGCUUUCUUCUCUCACUCAACAUCCAUUAAAAAAUAUAUAUAUAUACUAUCUUAAUCCAUUUGAGCUGCUAUAACAAAAUACCUUAGACUUGGUAAUUUAUAACUAACAGAAAUUUAUUGCUUACAGCUUUAGAGUUGGGAAGUACAAGAUCAAAGCCCCAGCAAGGGCCCAUUCCUCAUAGAUGAUGCAUCCCCUAUGCUGCUGUAUCCUCCCAUGAUGGAAGGGCAAAAGAGGCGAACAGCUCUCUCACACCUCUUUUAUAAGGCCACUAACCCCCUUCAAGAGGGCUCCACCUCAUGACUUAACCACCUCCCAAAGGCUCACCUUGUAAUACUGUCACACUGGUGGUUACGUUUCAACAUAUGAAUUUGGGGGUCAGAUCAUAGCAAAUACUUUUGAUUUAUAUUUAUUUUAAUUUUAAGAGAGGGUUAGAAGGGGUAAUAGGUGGAGUUUUCUAAAGAAAAAGCCAUUGCUUGAGUGACUCUAAGGGCAGACACCAACAAGCCAUCCUCUAAUUAGACUAAAAAUAUGCAACAGCAACAAACAACCCUCAAAUCUCUGUGACUUAACACACCAAUAGUUCACUGUGUGCUCACAUUACAUGUCCACAACAGAUCAAGAGGGUCUGCUCCACGUGGUCACCUAGGCUUACAGAAGCUCCACCAACUAGAAUGCAGUCUCCAUGGUACUUACAGGAGGGUAGGAGAGUGGAGAAUUACAGAUUGGCUUUUCAUUGUCUCAGCCUGGAAGUAACCUACAUAGCUUCCCUUUACAUUUCAUUGGUCAGAAAGAACCACAUGGCCCUGCCUACCUGCAAAUACUGUAUCUGUGAAGCCCAAUUAUCUUUGCUAUCGGUUUUUUACUCGGUGCUCUCACUGAACCAAUAGUGAAAUUGUGACUGUUUCUUGUGAAUCUACUCCCCUCCCUGGACUCUAAUCUUUAAGAGAGGAGGCCUCAUAUUACAUAUCAUGUUAACUUUGGUGCCUAGCACAAGACUGGUGCCCAGUGAUUGUGGAGUGAAUGAACAAUGGGACAAAGUAAAGGUGAACCUAAAGAAAGGUGAAGGCAGUGCCUGGGAGGAUCAGUUUAGAAGGAAUUUCCCUAUCUGAAAAAUGAAGCAGGGAAGGCCGAGAACACAAUGCUAUCAGUUUUAAAAAUGAAACCAAACCUCACUGAAUAGAGUGGACAGUCUGUGUGUAACACAACUCAUUGUUGGGGUGGGUUUCCAUCAACAGCAAAACAGACUGCAUAUGUAGAAGAAAGGGAAAAUAGGACCCCCAGGGGCACUAAGUGGCUUUGGAAAAAAAAAAAAAAAAUUCCCCUGGUCUUAGAGCAGCCUCAUGAAUAAACUAGGCACAGAAGUCUGACUUCCCUCUCAUAAAUUUUUGGAGCUAAGAGGGACUAACGUGCAAUUCCUGGGUCAUCAUGGAAAAACCUUGACUUACCCAACUGUUUUUGUUUUUUUUCUCUUGUAGAAGAAGAAAGGAAUUAAUCCUACAGAAUUGCUUCCUAUUUCAAGUCAGUUUUAUUGACCUCGCUUUGCAAAAUAAGUGGGUUCAUCUGGAUUCUAAAGAUAUUUAAGGAUACUUUACGUUAUAAGUAGGAUGACUAUCCAUCCAGGUUUGAACCUGCUGUUCAUGGUUAAUUUAUUAAUAGCAUGUCUCACAGUUCAUUCACAGAAAUGCUUGGAUAUGGCCGAUAAAUUGAAACGUCAUUCUAGUUAACAGUAACAUUUUUAACUGACUGGAGAAAGGUGACUUGGAGUUCUAGGAAGGGACAGAGAACAAACAUUUCCGUUGGCUCAGCACGCCCAGCCUGUAUUGGGCUGGGCACCUUAGCGUACCUGUUUCAGGACUGCGAUACUGGCGUUUUGCUGGGAGUAGCCCAGGUGUUUUAACCACUUCCUGAAAAACAAGGUCCGGUAAAAAGAGGCUGGGAGUAGGCGUGGGCUCCUGUCCCUGCCAUAUGCUGUCUUCCUGAUCUUGGGAAGUCAUUUCAAGCACCUGAUCAGUUUCCUUAUCUGUGAAACUGGAGUAAUAACGUUUCCCUCCAAACGCUGUCUUAUUUAAUUCAUUUAACAGCAGCCACUAUUAUUCCAUUAUACAGACGAAUAAAUAGACGUUAUGAGGGGGCAAACUGCGCUGAUCAAGGCUCAUAAUUCUAACAGCUACUGUUUAGGAGCCAAGUACUCAAGCAGCCUGUGCACAGUCUCUAAUUUCUAGAAGAGAAGGCGGAUACUUGGAGCGAUAACUUGAACAAGGUCAUGGAACUCAUAAAUGGCUUGAGAAAGGCUGAUCCUAGGAAGUCUGGUUCAGAGCCCGCGCUCUCACUGCAUAAGGCAUAUUUCAAGGGAGGAACGGGCAAGCAUCUAGCCCUACUCUUGGGACUUCACAUCCAGUGCUCUUUUCCUCUUUUCGUUACACUGCACUGCUGGUCAGAAACCCAUCGCGGAAGCGGAUCAAACACAACAAAGGGCAGGGGGCGUUGGAAAAACUGGCGAAGUCGCGCAGACCGAGAUGACCCGCCGGCCCCAACAAAUCACCAGUGGCCAGUAUCGAGUGUCCUCCUGCCUUCAGCCUGGAGGCCAAGUCACCUUUUAGAGUUCCUCUCUUGGCGGGGAGGAAGCCCCCUGGUCCGGCUAAGAGCUUACGUAAUGCCCGCGAGCGGCUGCGCCCCGGUCUCCCAUGGGUGUGCGCAGAGCCCCCGGCCCGGGGCAGGCCUUCCCCUGUCGGCUUCCCCAGUCUCUCGGCCCACGACCAUGGGGGGGAUCCGUGACCACCGGCCCCACGCCGGUGGCGUCCGCGUUGGGCGGCGGCGUCCCCCGCAGCCACCCAGCUUCCCGGGGGAGGAGCAGCGCAUCGCGCAAGCAUCCGGGAGCGGCGGAGGGGGCGGGAGGAAGGACGAGAGGAGGAAGCGGGAUUUAAACGAAAGGCGGUGACGCCACACAAAAGAUUUCUAUAGGCUCCAGGGAGGUUACGGCCGAGGCGGCGGCGGCGAGCCCGGGGGCGAGGCGCGGACGGGAAGAGGAAAAACCUCCGGCAGACCCUGCGGGCGGCGGCACAGCCACGGCCGCGCUCCGAGGUGAAGCCGCGCGCGGAGAGGAAGCGGGUGUUUUUCCCUCUGCCUUUCGGCCCCCGCCCUUCCUUUCAGUUUCUCCCCGCUCGCUCGGAAGUUGGCGGUUGACAAAAAUGGCAGGAGCCGGGGCCGGGGCCGGUUGCCGCAGCGCCGCGGGGACCUUCUGAGUUGGCCCAGUCGCAGGGAGACUCGUGCAGGGGCGUCCGAUGCGCGGGGCCCGGGGUCUCGGGAGAGCUCAGCCGCUGCGGGCCCCAGACGAGGAGGCGACAGGGAUGGACUCGCGUCGACAGCCAGCGGCGGGCCGCCGGGCGCGCGGUCUGGGAGGGCGUGCCGCCGCGGCGCCGGGCCGCGCGCUGUGAACCGGCGAGGCGGGAAGGGGCCGCCGCGGCGCUCGGCACGCCCGGGCGUGGCGGGCGGGCGAGAGCUUGAGAGCGAUCCGGGCGGCCGCUGUGCGCAAUCAGUGCAGGCUCCCGCCCGGCUCUGACUCGGCGCGGCAGCGACAGCGCGGGCCACACCCUCUGCCCUGCUGCCGCCGGCGCCGCUUCCCGAGAGCGGGGGGCAGGAGAUGCGCCCGGGGCGGCCGCGCGUCUCGGAGAGCCAGCCCCGGCCGCCGUCGCGGGGAAGUGCCGCCUUGCGGGGUCACGGCGCCUGAAGCCCACGUGCGCCGCCAAGCCCGAGGUGGCCUCGAGCGCGGCGGCUGACAGCAGAGUCUGCCUGUGCUGCCUCCCGCGCUCCUCCCCGAGGAAAGGAUUUUGAUUUCAAAGGAAGGAAGGAAGGACAACUCCCAGCUUCCCCGUCCCGCCCUCACCUCUCCGAGGGCCGGGCCAGGCCAUGCCCAGGAAGGCGGCGGCGGCGAACCAGCAGAAGGGACUUUCCUGGCCUCCCGGAGACGAGGAGCGCGGACAGUGAGUUUGCUCUGCCGCGGUUCAUGGUUCCUGCAAGCCCUCUAGGAGGCCGAAAGCUGCAGCCCCUCCCCUUGCCCCGAAGAGCCUUCCGCGUUCUCUGGCCCUCGGGCCCACCCCGCGCCGCCCGGGCUCCCGCCGCCGCAGCCCAGUGCCUUCUGCCCGCGGCGGUGGAUGGCAUGAUGGUGCGAGGAAGGCACCGCGGCCUUGGCCAGCUGAGUCGCGACGGCCGCCGGGGCGGCGGCAGUGGCCGCGGCAGCGACGGUGGUAGCGGGGUCCCCAGCGGCAUGCCAGUGCCCCCCGGGCGCGAUGGCUAGCGGCAGCGCCGGGAAGCCCACUGGCGAGGCGGCUUCUCCGGCUCCUGCGACCGCCAUCGGCGGGACCAGCUCGCAGCCGCGGAAGAGGCUGGUAUCCGUCUGCGAUCACUGCAAGGGCAAGAUGCAGCUGGUAGCCGACCUGCUGCUGCUGUCGAGCGAGGCGCGGCCAGUGCUCUUCGAGGGCCCUGCCUCCUCUGGUGCCGGCGCCGAGUCCUUCGAGCAGUGCCGGGACACCAUCAUCGCGCGCACCAAGGGGCUCUCCAUCCUCACCCACGACGUGCAGAGCCAGCUCAACAUGGGCCGCUUCGGGGAGGCGGGGGACAGCCUGGUGGAGCUGGGCGACCUGGUGGUGUCGCUGACCGAGUGCUCGGCCCACGCGGCCUAUCUGGCGGCUGUGGCCACGCCGGGCGCCCAGCCGGCGCAGCCGGGCCUGGUGGACCGCUACCGCGUGACGCGCUGCCGCCAUGAGGUGGAGCAGGGUUGCGCCGUGCUGCGCGCCACGCCGCUGGCCGACAUGACGCCGCAGCUGCUGCUGGAGGUGUCGCAGGGCCUGUCGCGCAACCUCAAGUUCCUGACGGACGCGUGCGCCCUGGCUAGUGACAAGUCACGGGACCGCUUUUCGCGCGAGCAGUUCAAGCUGGGCGUCAAGUGCAUGAGCACCAGCGCGUCGGCGCUCCUGGCCUGCGUGCGCGAGGUGAAGGUGGCGCCCAGUGAGCUGGCGCGGAGCCGCUGCGCGCUCUUCAGCGGGCCCUUGGUGCAGGCAGUCAGCGCCCUAGUAGGCUUCGCCACCGAGCCGCAGUUCCUGGGUCGCGCGGCAACUGUGAGCGCCGAGGGCAAGGCGGUGCAGACCGCCAUCCUGGGCGGCGCCAUGAGUGUGGUGUCGGCCUGCGUGCUCCUGACCCAGUGCCUCAGGGAUCUGGCGCAGCACCCCGACGGGGGCGCCAAGAUGUCGGACCACAGGGAGAGGCUGAGGAACUCGGCCUGCGCCGUGUCUGAAGGCUGCACCCUGCUAUCUCAGGCUUUAAGGGAGAGGUCUUCGCCCAGGACUUUACCGCCAGUGAAUUCCAAUUCUGUGAAUUAGCACCCCACCCCCAUACCCCUUCUUCCACCCCCAGACUAAAGGAAGAUACUUACUCUGCCCCUCACCAUUUAUACCAAAGAAAUCAUAGGUGAAACCCCCUACCCUCCCCAACAUUAAAUGCUCGAGAGGAAUCUUAAGGCAGGGCCAUGCACACAACCUGCACACGCACUUGGAGGGCCCAGGUGUCUGUCCACCAGGCCCCACGCAGUAGGGACUGGAAGAUGGAAAAUGUGUCAUCUGGUUGCGUUAUCACUCCCGCCCCCUACCCCAGCCCGUCUUCCGGAAUUUCUCAACUAAGUUUGAUUAUUGGGCAGGAAGGAGGUCAUGGGUUCAUUUCAUUUUUUUGUGUUUUUAAUUAAAAGAAAGGUUACCUCAGUUUUCACUCCUUAGACAUGGAUGUAGCUACCUUUUUUGUAUGUCUUUUUUUUUUUUUUAAGCAAUCGUGUUGAAUUAGGAGUAUACUUAGUGUGGAAAGGGUAUGAAUUUGCCAUGUGAUUUGCAAAUGGGGGGAAGCUACUGUGAGUGUGUGUUUUUUUAAUUUACACUAUAGAGUGAUUUUUUUCCCCCAACGUCAAGUUUUUACCUUGCAUGUACUGGAGUAUUUAUUUCAUCUAUUAAAAUGUUAUGUUUCUCAGAUGGCUUUUUGCAAUUAUUGUUGAUUUUUCAAUAAUUGUAAUUUUGCAUGCUGUGUAUCAUGUAUGGGAAGGUUCUGUGGGAAGGCUAUUUCAAUAGUAGUGAGGCAGGCCCCCAGUUCCCAAGCCUUUCUCCUUUUUCCUCAAGAAAAAGUACUGCUCAAGAAGUACUCGCUUGAGCAGCCUAGAGCUGAAGAGAUGACUAUGCAUAACAUUCUAUUUUCAAAGGCAGGUGACACAAAUGGGGUUGGGUUAUGUAGAGUGCUUGGGACGGUUUUGUCUCAUUUUUCCUGGAAAGUGAUUUAGCUCCCUUUGUCUCCACUUAUCUUUCCAUCAUCAUGAACAGUGGCUCAGGCUGCUUGAAUUCUGAUUUGUAUUCUGCCUAUCAUUUUUAGAUUAAAGCGCUUCCUAAUCCUGUGUGGUAUGCCAGCCUUCUCAACUCAGAGUCUCUAUGGAUGGAACUGUAAAAGUACUGUAUAUCAAGUGAGAAUAGUUAGCAUCUUUUAUGUACACAGGUCUAUUCAGACAAGAUCCUCAUGGUUUCAGAAAAGAUAUAGAGAGGGUCCUAGACUGCUUAAUAGAGGAAAGAAGUAUCACGGAAAGCUUGUUAAGAACGUUCUAGAGCCACAACAUAAUUGUAGGCCAAGGGCUUAUUUUUGUGACCUUGAUCUAAGAUAAUGCCAUGGUUGAUUGUGUGUUGGAAGAAUCUUUUCAUUGAAAUUUGGAGUAAUAUUAAGGUAGUUUUUUUUUCUGUAGACAUUUUUAGGAGUCUUUUUGUGUGAGUGGUGGUGGAGUGUGUAGUUUUGUUGAACCUAGUUAAAUUCUGAAUAUCUUCCCACUAAAAGCACAACAAAUCUAUUUACAGUGCCUGAAGCCUGGGAGGGCCACAUGAGUAAAAACUCGUACGUGCUUUAGAUUUGUUCCAUUUACAUUUUUCUUGGGAUUUGUUGUGCUUAAACCUUUGCAGUUCUCACAGAUCUGAAAAGAAAGCAUUUUUUACUGUAAUACAUUAAGAGAGAGAACAAAGUCAUAUUGACUGUUUUAUUUGUUUGAAUCGCUGUUUUUAUUACAAGGACAUGAAAUGCAAUGUGUAAAAGUCUUCAACCUGUGUUGGGUAAGGCUAGGACUGUUUCACCGCCCCAAAUUUGAAAUUUGAAAAAGUCUUAAAGUGGUAGGGUACUUAACAUUUUUGAAAAAAUGACUAUGGGAGCAGUUUUUCUCUCUUAAAUCCUGGUAAAUUUUGGGUUUUUGAAGGCUUUAAAAAAUGAAAAUGACCUUGAGCAUCUUUAUUCCUCUCCUCUGCCCUUUAAUGUUGGGAUGGGGUUCAGGAUGAAAGGGAGGUGGGAUUCUAAUUCAUGUGCCAGUGACAAUCCUGCAUGCAUAUAGAAAGUUUUAUUUGUUGAAUGUACACAAGUAAUGAUAGAGUUUGAUUAUAUGGUUGAUUUUCAUUUAUCCUGUGCCGAUCACAGAGUAAACUGAAAGGAACAAACGUUAAGUAAAAUAAGGGCCAGGAAUCUGUAAAUUUGAUAUUAGAUUAAGAAAAAAGGAAUUGCCAGUUUUUUUCCUGGACUCUUUCCUUGCAGAAGCAAUUUUCAGGACAACUCAAGCCA